Molecule: messenger RNA, 438 nt
Organism: Hymenoscyphus albidus
Lineage: Eukaryota; Fungi; Ascomycota; Leotiomycetes; Helotiales; Helotiaceae
Source: the annotation of a GenBank genome assembly
AUGGCUCGUUUUGCAAACGAGGGUACUCCUGCUCACCCAAACAUCCGUCGGAUGGAUUCAUCUUCCUUGGAGGUCAUCCUAGAUUUUACCAAGAAUAGCCCAUUUACUCUCCGCCAAGUUGAGGAUAAUGGAGAUUGGCGAUACGAUAUUACCUUCCUUGACAUCCUAAAGCCCCAUAAUACUGAGGAGAUCGACAACGUUAGACUCAUCGUCAAAUUUCUACAAUCCCACGUCGAAAAAAACAGCAAGGAUGUUCUCAACGAUCAAGCCCAGAUUCUUCGGCACACAAUCAAAGAGCUCAACAAGUUCGAUCAUUUGGGAGCCUUUGAGGGAAUGUUUGAGAUGCCGGGAAAGAUGCUGGCUUGGAAUCAACUUAGAAACGCAGCAUACUUAUACCAGAUCAAUCCAGAAGUUGCUUGGUCGUUUGAGUACAAGGUC